Molecule: messenger RNA, 4443 nt
Organism: Naegleria gruberi
Lineage: Eukaryota; Heterolobosea; Eutetramitea; Acrasida; Naegleriidae
Exons: 1
Coding region: 1-4443 (1480 amino acids)
Source: RefSeq, a predicted model, not a curated record
AUGAAUAGGAAUAAACCCACUUUUAAUUCUAGUAGUGGUGGUAGUAGCAGCCCGCCAAAUAUUAAUAACAAACAACAAAUUCCACUUUUAAUGAAGGAGGCCUCAAUAACAUUGUUUCCUUCAGCAUCAACUUCAUCAUCAUCACUACAUAAUAACAAUGAUAUUAAUAAUAAUAACAAUAAUAAUCAAAAGUCAUCCACUUCGACUACUGCUAAGGAUCAACAAGUAACAUCAUCUUCAUUGGCUAUUAAUAAUACUAAUAACAAUCGAGAACCAAUCAACAAACAUCUCCAACUACAAAUAAAUAUCAACAAUAACAGUAUUGGUGGAAGUGGAGGUGGUGGUCCUAAAACAUUCUCUCCCAAACCAAAGAUUAAUUCAUCACCAUCAUUUCAAUAUAUGAUGUCAAAGAGACCUUCAUCGGUUGGAAGUAAUAAGAGAACACCCUCAUUCAAAUCAACAAAUUCAUCCUCUUCUCUUCUCUCUCCAAGAACAAAGCCUUCAUCAUUUCCUUCUUCAUCUUCUACUACAAAUACUAAUAACUCUUCUACUAGUAAUAGUAAUAGUAACAGUUAUGGAUCAUCACCCUCAUUAAAAACUACUAAUAUUAUUCUAAAUACAAGUAAUAAUAAUACUACUCCAAAUAAUCAUAAUAAUUCAUCAUCAUCACUCAAUAAUUUAUUUUCCAAUACAAGUAAGCAACAACAACAACAAUCAAAUGAUAAUACUACUACUAAUAAUCAUCAUCAUCAUUCUAAUACACCUAAAAGAGUGUGGUCUAGUUCACAACGUCCACAAUUACCUAAAAUGUCAAGUAUUAAUUCUUCAUUAUCAACACCAGUUACACCUUCACCUGAUUCUCAAAUGUUUAAAUCUCAUUCAAAUAGUGGAAGUAAUUUAUUAAGUAAUUCUAAUUCAACAUCAAAUUUAAGAAGAGAAUUAAUUAAUAAUAGUGGAAGUAGAAGAAAUACAUUUAGUAGUUAUUCAUUAAAUCCAUCUCCAAUACCUAAAUUAGGACAAUUAAAUACUAUAAUUGGUGUAUCAAGUGCAACUAAUAAUUCGAGCCAAAGUUCAUUAACAAGUGUUACUUCUACAUAUAGUAUUAAUAUUGCUUUAAAUAAUUCAUCAUCUACUACAAGUUUAUUAUCAAAUGGAUAUAAUGGAGCAUCUACAUCUUCUUUAAAUAAUACAGUUACAAAUAAUAAUAAUAAUAUAAAUAUUAAAUCUGAUAAUAUUAUAGUCAAUAAUAAUAAUAAUAAUUCUAAUACAGGAAAUACAAUUACUAAUAAUAAUACAGUUAAUAUUAAUAAUAAUUCAACUAAAUCUGAUAAUAAUCAUCCAAUAUUAACAGUUACUAAUAAUAAUAAUAAUAAUAAUCAAAUUAUUUUAAAUAAUUCAAAUAAUUCAACAAUUCCAUUUAAUAGAAAAAAUGCAAUUACACAAAAUCCAGUAUUUAGUACAACAUCAUUAAGUAUUAAUAAUAAUACAAGUAAUACAAAUAAUACUAAUAAUACUAAUAAUACUAAUAAUAUUUCCAAUAAUAAUGGAAAUAAUCAAUCGACAAGCACAGUAACAAAUAAUAUAAAUAAUAACAUAAAUAAUUCUUCUAAAUCUAAUAAUACUUCAAAAUCAAUAACAUCAAAUAAUAAUUCUACUUUUAAUUCUACUUCCAAUAAUAUAAAUAAUUCCAAUAAUAGUAAUAACUCAUCCAGUAACUCAUCUAAUAAUUCUUCUAAUAAUUCUAAUAAUAAUAAUAACAAAUUAAUUUCAACAUUAAAUUUAAACAAUUUAAAUUUAUCUAUUAGUAGUGUACCAUCAUCAGCAAGAUCAUUUGCAUCACCACCACCCUCUAGUCAUAUUUCACCUAAAUCUAGAAUUGGACAAAAUUAUACAAUUUAUGAUCAUAAAAAUAAUUCAUUAUCAUUAACUUGUAGUAGUAAUAGAUCAAGUAUAGAAAAUGAUUCAUUAGAAAUACAAAAAGGACCAAUUCCAUCAAACAAAUUUCCACAUCAAAUUUCACCACCUCAAUCACCUACUCUAAGUAAUAAUACAAGUUUAUUAUCUUUAAAUUCUUCAAUAGAUUCUUUUAAACCUAAAAAGGGUGGAAAUACUCCAAAUAUAGUAAAUCAAUUUAAUGAAAAUAUAUUUAAAUCAAAUCAUUCUAUUAACACUCCAAUGAAAGGUAAAAAUAAAAUGGAUCAAAAUUUACUUUCAACAAGUACACAAUCAGAUAAAGAAGAAGAAAGAGCUAAAAUUCAAGAAGAAAUUAAACAAAUUUCAGAUGAAUUAAAAAAACAAGACGCCAUUACUUUAUUAGAUCAAAAUGAUAAACAAAUUAUAACAAGUAUAAUAUCAAAAUCUAAUACUACUUCUACUAAUAAUAAUAUAAAUGGUAAUAUAAAUGGUAAUAUGAAUAUAAAUGGUAAUAAUAAUGAAAAUGAAGAUGUACUUAAAUAUAAUUUUUAUAAAAUGUUAAAAUUAAAUCUUCAAGAAGAAGAAGAAGAAGAUUUAUUUAAUGAAAUUAUUGAAAAUGGAAAAUAUUUUUCAGGAUUAGAAUUACAAGAUAUUUUACAACAUAUAAAAUUACAAGCACCUAAAGAAUUCCAAAUAUGGGAUGCUCAACGUCGUAAAAAUUUAGAAAAACGUAAACAAUUAUUAUUAAAUGAAGAAAAAAAGAAAAAUGAAGAAAUUCGUCUAAAAAAGGAACAUUUUGAAAGAAUUGAUAAAUUUUUACAAAAACAAGAUGAAAAUUUACUUGAUGAAAGUUUAAAUUUAAAUAUGGCAAAAGUAUUAACAUUACAACCAAUUGAAUUAAAUUCAAUUUUAAAAACAUUUGAAGGUGUUGAAAGAAGAAAUGCAUUUAUUUCAAAAAUGGAAAAUUUCCAUAAUAGUAAUUCAAUUAAUUUUGAAAAAUUACAAACAAAUCAAAAAUUUGGAAUUUAUAUUUCUUAUUGUGCUGAAAGAUUUUUAUUUUCACAUAUUGAUAAGGAAAUUAAAUUAAAAAGAACAAAAUCAGAUUCAAAUUUAUUACAUUUAAAAAAUACAAAUUUAAAAGAUUUUAAAUUAUCAAUUCCAUUUAAGGAAUUUAAUAAGAAUUUACAUUUUAAUUCAAAAACAUUUAAAGAAAUGAAUUUGAAAGAAUUUGAAAAUUUAACAUCUUUAAAAAAACCAAGACUUAAAAAAAACAAAUCAGAUUCUGAUUUGAAUAAUUUAUUUUUUGAAGAAAUUUUAAAUAAUUCUAAUAAUAUUAAUAAUAAUAAUAAUAAUAUUAAUAAUAAUAAUUCAAAUAAUAACAAUUUGAAUAAUAGAAAUAAGAAAUUAAAUCAUUCACCAUUAUUAUUAGAUGAAAAUGAUCAUUCAAAAAAUCAUGAAGAACAUUUUCAUUAUUAUUCAUCUAAUCAAAAUAUAAAAAAUAAUUUAGAAAAUGCAUUUUCAUUUAGUAGUAGAAUGAAUAAUUUUUCACAACACAAUUAUACAACAGUCAUGUCUGUAUUAUUUCCAAAUCAUAAGAAUAAUUCAACAACUUCAACAACAUCAACUUCAACAAUAUCAUUACCACCACCAUCACAUGAAGAAAUGAAAAAGGCAGUUGAAAAUUAUUAUGAAAAUAUUAAACAAAAAGCAAUUGAACAAACAAUUGCUAAUAAUGAAGUUAUAAUUGAAACUGAUCCAAUUAGACAAGCAAUUAUUGAAAAGAAGAAGGGUACAGGUGUUAAAACUAAAAUUAUUAAAAGAGUUGAAUCAAAUCAUAUUGUUGAGAGAGAGGAAGUUGAUUUUAUUAAGGAAAAUAUUAGACAAUUAAAAGCAUUAUCUGAAAAAUUAAAAUCAAAAAGAAGAUUUGUUGAAAGAACUCCUAUAUUUGAAACUAAUAAUGAAGGUAGUAGUGUUGGUGGUAGUGGUGGUGGUGGAUCUUCUCAAAUUAUAGUUGAACAUGAGAAUGGAAAUUAUAAACAACAUGCACCUGAAAAUAUUAAGGUAAUGGAUUGGACCUAUAAUAAUCAAUCUUAUACACCUUCAUAUUCUUCUCCUAGAUCUCCAAUGAAUCAUCCAUCAUCUCCAUUUAAUCAUUCAACAGCAUUUCCAAAUAGUAGAAUUAGAUAUAAUAAUUAUCAAAGUACUCCAACUUUAUUACAACUCACUUUACAAAUUUCAUCUCCAAGAAAACAAACAACAACUUUAAAUGGUUCACGUCUUCCAAGUAGUUAUUUAUUUGGUAAUAGACCUAGUACAAGUUCUAAUAAUCAUCGAGUAACAACUAUUGGUGGUGGAGGUAUAACAGGUGGUGAUAAUCCUUUUGAUAUUAAAAUUCAACCCAUGAUACCAGCCAAUUCUCUAAUUGAAAAAGAAAAAACUGAACAACAAAAAAGAACUGAAAUUGGUUUAAGAAGAUUAAGAAUUUCAAAGAGUGCAGGUCAUUUGAGAUCAUUAAUUAUUAAAAACUAA